AACAUCUCUACCGGACACCGCAACCCAUUUAAUCCGUCGUCCGCCUCAUGGCCAGACUCAACGAGGCCCCUCUGCCAACAGAGAGCGUUGAUGCUCUAAAGCGCCGCUUCGUACGCCAGAACCGUGAGCUCGCUAAAAACAACUCGGCGCAAUGUUUGCGUAUCCGCGCUCUCGAAUGCGAAGUCUCGCGUCUUCUCGCCGAGAACCUCGACCUUCGUGAAGACAUUGUCCACCUCCAAGCACAGCUCUCGGAACCUCGCACGCAAAUCGACAACACCGCUCUCGUGUCUGUCAAGGACCAGCUCCAGGCGAAGCUACUCGAGUUUGGAGCCCUCGUCUCGGAACUUGGCCAGAUCCAAAACAGCCACCCCUCUGCUCAGCAACCCAAAUUUUCCGAUCCCUCGUCAUGGCGUCCUGACGUCCCUGUCGCUAUUCUGUCUGGCCAGGCCCCGAGAAUGGAUGGCAUCGCCGAGGAGAUGUGCUCUCCUGGUGGCUCUCUGCAGCAUGUUUACUCCUCUCCUCAAGCUUUUCUCCAGGGAGCUGACAAUAGCAGGACCGGUCGCGCCAAUAUAACACGCCUAUCCGAUCACAGCAACGCCUCUCCUGACAUCGGUCCGCCUCCAGUCGUUCAUUUCGAUAAUGAAGAUCCUAUAAAGUUCGAUGCCUUGUCCGCCGAAGCCGACCAGCCCCAUGAUCACGAACAACAAGAACAACCUACCUCUGAUAACGAAUCACUACCAAGCAAUUUAUCUGUCAACCUCGAAACAAGAAGGAAGCGCAAGGACUCUAAAGUGCAAAUGCGCAGGAGCUCGCUCCUACCACUUGAUCUGGAUGAGGACGACCAACCACAACUCACACGGACGAGUGCUAAGAGAAAGCUCAGCGUGAGAGAUGUUGAGGACGAGAGCGCGAAUGGUGUUGUGAAGGACGAUUUCAAGUUCAGCAGGAGGUCCUCUAUCGCGGCCGACUUUAGGAUCACCGAAUCCACUACAACACCAACAAGCACUCUGGAAGAAACCGAGACUCCAAGUCUUUUGCCUGAGCGCAAGGUCUUAGGUAACAAGAGUGUCAAUGUUUCUCCUCGGAAACUCUCCAGAUCAACAAAAGGAAAGGGAGAUCUGAAGAAAGACGAUCCACCACUCAAACCAGCUACAAAAACGACGGACCGCAGGAAGUCGAGAAACCCCUCGGCAAAAUCUGUCACAAUCUCAACGAGCGAGCCGGAGACGAUUAUGCGAACUAUUGAGAUUGCACUACCCGUGGAGUCUGCAUCGGAUGCAGAGGACAUGGCGCCAAAAACACCACUCCCGGAAUUCUUCUCGCCCACACCCUCGGAACCUUCAGCAGCAAGAGACGAAGGAAGAGAUACGCCACCUCCAUCAGGAUUGAAGUCAAUGAGCUCAGGACCGGCUGCUCUGAAUGGCGCUAGUAGGCCUUCGCGACGAGCCAGAGCAGCAGUCAACUAUGCAGAACCGAACCUGGUGAGCAAGAUGCGCCGACCAUCAGCAAACAUGGCGAAUGCAGUAGACGCCAAUGGACGACGAAUCAGCAGUAGCACGACUGCUUCGGAGAAAAAAGCAAUGAGAACAGUCAUUAUCAACACAGACAUGACGGGAUCAUUGGCACGAGAUAUGGGCUCAGAAGCACCAAGUCCUCUAGGACAGAAAAUGGACAGAGAGCACGAGCGAACAUUUGAUAGCGGCAGAAUGUCAUCGGCAUCCAGCAGGACGAUUUCAGCUCUGAUGGCAGGAUCCAAAAAUCACGAAAAGGAAGCAAGCGAAGAUAUUGGAGUAUAUGAGCUGAAGGACUCUUCUGAUGUAGAGGAGAGUCUGCAAAGCAAAAAGCGAGGAAGCAGGCGGCACUCUUCGGUUACAGACAGCAGCGAGAGCGACCUGAGUAGGCAAAGGACCAGCACUGGUACAGACGUGCAGAGUGAAGUGGAAGAAGCGGAGGAGAAGGCUGAGGCAGAAGUGCAAGAGACGGUGCGAAAAGCACCGAGAUCAGCACGAGUAGACCGUAGCGGAGCACGCAGACGCAGCAUGAUGGUCUAG
Messenger RNA from Aureobasidium pullulans EXF-150, 2051 nucleotides. RefSeq lists its product as uncharacterized. NCBI's taxonomy places the organism in Eukaryota, Fungi, Ascomycota, Dothideomycetes, Dothideales, Saccotheciaceae. The record is from RefSeq and is a predicted model, not a curated record. The coding region runs from base 48 to 2051 and encodes 667 amino acids. Gene Ontology annotation, cellular component: nucleus; chromosome, centromeric region. The transcript is spliced from 3 exons. Gene Ontology annotation, biological process: meiotic chromosome segregation.